AUGGUUGCUAGAUUAUUUGCUACUUCAACUAGAUCUGCCCUCAAGGCUGCUAAGGCUAACUUAGCUUUAAACAGAGGUUUAGCUACUGCAGCUCCAGCUGUUGGUAAGGUUAAGUCCGUUAUUGGUGCGGUUGUCGAUGUCCAAUUCGAACAAGGCCAAUUACCACAAAUUUUAAACGCUUUAGUUAUGGAUAAUGGUGGUAACAAGUUAGUUUUAGAAGUUGCUCAACAUUUAGGUGAAAACACUGUCAGAACCAUUGCUAUGGAUGGUACUGAAGGUUUAGUUAGAGGUCAAACCGUUAACGAUACCGGUGCUCCAAUCUCUGUCCCAGUUGGUAGAGGUACCUUAGGUAGAAUCUUGAACGUCAUUGGUGAUCCAGUCGAUGAAAGAGGUCCAGUUGACUGUAAGGAAAGAAAGCCAAUUCACGCUGAUCCUCCAGCUUUCGUUGAACAAUCCACUGAAGCUGAAGUUUUGGAAACUGGUAUUAAGGUUGUCGAUUUAUUAGCACCUUACGCAAGAGGUGGUAAGAUUGGUUUAUUCGGUGGUGCUGGUGUUGGUAAGACCGUUUUUAUCCAAGAAUUGAUCAACAAUGUUGCAAAGGCUCAUGGUGGUUUCUCCGUUUUCACUGGUGUUGGUGAAAGAACCAGAGAAGGUAACGAUUUAUACAGAGAAAUGAAGGAAACUGGUGUUAUUAACUUGGAAGGUGAAUCCAAGGUCGCCUUAGUUUUCGGUCAAAUGAACGAACCACCAGGAGCUAGAGCAAGAGUUGCUUUAACUGGUUUGACCAUUGCAGAAUAUUUCAGAGAUGAAGAAGGUCAAGAUGUCUUGUUAUUCAUUGAUAACAUUUUCAGAUUCACCCAAGCAGGUUCUGAAGUCUCUGCAUUAUUAGGUAGAAUUCCAUCUGCUGUCGGUUAUCAACCAACUUUAGCAACCGAUAUGGGUCUUUUACAAGAAAGAAUUACCACCACCAAGAAGGGUUCCGUUACUUCUGUCCAAGCUGUUUAUGUCCCAGCCGAUGAUUUAACCGAUCCUGCUCCAGCUACUACUUUCGCCCACUUGGAUGCAACCACUGUCUUGUCCAGAGGUAUUUCCGAAUUAGGUAUCUACCCAGCUGUCGAUCCAUUAGAUUCUAAGUCUAGAUUAUUAGAUGUUGCAGUUGUUGGUCAAGAACAUUAUGAAGUUGCAACUCAAGUCCAAGAAACUUUACAAGCUUACAAGUCUUUACAAGAUAUUAUUGCUAUUUUGGGUAUGGAUGAAUUAUCUGAACAAGAUAAGUUAACCGUUGAAAGAGCAAGAAAGAUCCAAAGAUUCUUAUCUCAACCAUUCUCUGUUGCAGAAGUUUUCACUGGUAUUCCAGGUAAGUUAGUCAGAUUAGAAGAAACCAUCAAGUCUUUCAGGGAUGUUCUUGCAGGUAAGUACGAUCACUUACCAGAAAACGCUUUCUACAUGGUUGGUGGUAUUGAAGAUGUCAUUGCAAAGGCUGAAAAGUUAGCUGCUGAAGCUAACUAA
Messenger RNA from Pichia kudriavzevii, 1509 nucleotides. RefSeq lists its product as uncharacterized. Bases 1 to 1509 code for a protein of 502 amino acids. The record is from RefSeq and is a predicted model, not a curated record. Gene Ontology annotation, molecular function: proton-transporting ATP synthase activity, rotational mechanism; ATP binding; ATP hydrolysis activity. The transcript is spliced from 2 exons. NCBI's taxonomy places the organism in Eukaryota, Fungi, Ascomycota, Pichiomycetes, Pichiales, Pichiaceae. Gene Ontology annotation, biological process: proton motive force-driven mitochondrial ATP synthesis; proton transmembrane transport.